GAGUGACCUGGUCAUUAACUAGUAUAUAAAGUCGGUUAACAAUCGUCCAAGCAUCCAUUCCACUUGUCGUUUUCAGAGCAGACUCGUCUCCCCCAAAGAUGCGCGUAGCACUCGUCGCCUUUCUAGUCGUGGUCGUCGUAGCCAUGGUUAUGGCUAACCCCGACCCAGGCUACGGCAAAGGACACGGCCACGGAGGAUACGGCAAAGGACACGGCCACGGAGGAUACGGCAAAGGACACGGUCACGGAGGAUACGGCAAAGGACACGGCAAAGGGCACGGCCACGGUGGGUACGGCAAAGGACACGGCCACGGUGGAUACGGCAAAGGACACGGCCAUGGCUAUGGCAAAGGACACGGCCACGGUGGAUAUGGCAAAGGACACGGCCACGGUGGAUACGGCAAAGGACACGGCCAUGGUGGAUAUGGUUACCAUUAGUGUGUGCGUGAAUGUUAACUACGAAUUGUUGCUACGAAUAAACUUUUAUUUAAAAAGAA
Molecule: messenger RNA, 496 nt
Organism: Macrobrachium nipponense
Lineage: Eukaryota; Metazoa; Arthropoda; Malacostraca; Decapoda; Palaemonidae
Product: neuropeptide-like protein 30
Exons: 3
Coding region: 99-437 (112 amino acids)
Source: RefSeq, a predicted model, not a curated record